Adelges cooleyi (spruce gall adelgid) is the source of this 5640-nucleotide messenger RNA. RefSeq names its product PHD finger protein 3 (gene pps). Gene Ontology annotation, cellular component: nucleus. The record is from RefSeq and is a predicted model, not a curated record. Bases 364 to 5478 code for a protein of 1704 amino acids. The transcript has 16 exons. NCBI's taxonomy places the organism in Eukaryota, Metazoa, Arthropoda, Insecta, Hemiptera, Adelgidae. Gene Ontology annotation, biological process: DNA-templated transcription. Gene Ontology annotation, molecular function: protein binding.
ACAAUGGCGGACCGCAAAACCUCACCGAGAGUCGCGAGAACUCCACAGCCAUAACCAUAACAUUUUGUCGAUCGCCUCCCGCGCUGCGCUGAUAUAAUAACAAUAUUUACAUUGAACCGAAAUUGUCGCUGGUUGUCGGCUGCCGAAAAUCUAAUGUAAAACGGCAGUGACAAUCUCAAAUGAGACUGGGAAAACGCCUAAGUUCGUGAACGGGAUAUUAAAUUGCCGGCAAUUGUGUGUGAUGAACGCCGCUACCGUCCGAGACGAGUAGUCGGAAUUGCAAAACGGGGAUUAUGAUCGAAUAGUUCAACAAAGAUAACAACGAAAUUUGACUGAAACUCGUCGAACAAAAACCGAUAAAAUAUGUCUUGUUCCAAAAUAACUGAGAAAGCUGAAGAAGAAGCAGAAGAAGAGGCUGAUGACACUUUAGUCGUGGUGGUUAAGCCAGAUGGUACUGUAUCUAUAGAUCAGGCUGCAUUUAAUCGAGUUAUUGAAAGUAAAAAGGAAACUAUGAACAUAAUACAUUUUGAGAACAGUAGCAACAAAGGCAUUUCUACAAAUUCUGAAAAUGGAGAACCAGAAAUAAAUUUGACUGUUCAAGGCUAUUAUCCAUCAGUUUCCACUAAAAGUUUUUUAUCACAAGUAUCAACAAGUGAAGACGAAGUUAACACUGACUUAUUAGGAGGUUUUAAUGCUGAACAAUUGGAGCAAAUUCAAAGCUCUUUAACUACUGAAGUUAACAGGAUGAUAUUUGGUCAAGAAGAAUCAAUUUUUGACAUGUUUCAAAAAGAUGAAGUAACUCAAAAUCCUAUAUAUUUAGAUCAUUGUUAUUACAAGGAUUGUUCAUCUAAAAAUGCAAGUAUUAAGAACAAUAUGAAUAAUAAAAAUUCUGUUCCUGCAGAAAUUAAUCAUAUUACAAGCCAAUUGAGACAAACCCAAGUAGAAAAUAAAAUUGAAGAGAUUGAGGAAAUUAUAAUAUCUGGUUUAGAAAGCGAGUCAAAUGAUGAUUCACUAUCUACAUUAGGCGAAGUUGAAAAAACAAGUAACAAAACGUCAGUUUCUCAAAACUCAUCACCUGAUUAUCAGCCAAACAAUAAGAAGACGUUAAACUUAAGAUCUUUAAAAGACGAUAAAUCAAGAAAGGGUUGUGUCACUUCAAAAAAUCUCAACAAAAGGCAUUCUGAAAUUAAUCAGGAAAUCAAUGACCAACCUAAUAAUACGCCUACAACUACAAAAACUAUUAAGCGACUUUUACCAAUGAAAACUAAUUCAGCUCGGCAAACUGUGUUGAACAAAGGCAGUCGUCAGAAAAAACAGCAGGAUGUCAUUGUAAAUGAAGAUUUGUUGCAUGCGAAUGAGUUAGUGCGCCAAUCUAGCAUUGAACCAAAAAAAUACAUACAAAACCAAUUAUUGUUGAAAAAGAAUAAAGAAAAACCUGGCAGUAAAGUUAAUUCUGUAGAUUCCAUCGCAUUAAGUCCUGAGAAGCAUGUGAAAAAUACUUUGGAUGUAAGAGACUUAUUUUCAUUACCAGAUAUAAUUAAGAUGGAUGAUAACAAAUCUCACAAUAAAACAGAAAAUAUAGAAUUGGACUCAGAAAACAAAACGGACGUAGACCAUAGUAAAAAUGUCUCAUGUGUUGACAAUUCUAAUUCUAAUUCUGAUGCUGUUGUAAUGAAAGAAGUAGAAGGAAAAUUUAGAACAAUUUCUAGUAAACUAAAGGACAGUCCAGUUAAAGGAAGAGUACAGUCAGUUGAAAAUACUGUAACUAAGACAGUAGAAGAUAUACUGAAUGAUAUUAGUUCUAAAAUAGCUAGCCAAUCAGAAAUUAUUGAUGAAGAAAAUUUAAUAGACGAGUUAGCUGAUCUCAAUGAAGAUCUUAACUCUUCAACUUUUGUUGCCCCCUCUAAUUCAAGUCAUGAUUUGAUGAAUACUCUUCUAUUUGACGAAAGUUUGAAUGAAACUGAUUCUAAAACAUCUACGCCAAAUGAAAAGUCUAAAGGAGUUACUUUAGUUUAUGGGAAAUCUGGUAGACUAUUAACUUUACCUCCUAUUGAAACUCCAAAAACACGGUCAUUAGUAAAAAAAGAAACUGUUGAUGCUUCAAAAAAAGAAUUUGUUAGACAAAGAACGACAUCAGAGAAUUCAAAAAGCUUUACUGAUUAUAGUGAGGAAUCCGAUACUGACAGAGAUGGAAAUAUGACUUCUGAAGAUGACCCUAAUAGACUUUGGUGUGUCUGUAAAAAGCCUCAUAAUAACAGAUUUAUGAUAUGUUGUGACACAUGUGAAGAUUGGUUUCAUGGGAAGUGUGUUGGUGUUACAAAAGCUCUUGGCGAACAAAUGGAAGCUCGUGGUGUUGAGUGGAAUUGCCCUCCCUGUAGGAAGAAAAAAACCGAAGAAGCUCGUAAAAAAUCUGAAGACUUGAAGCUGAAAUCAGAGGAAGAAAAGAAAACAAGAGCCAAUUCAAAAACGCCAGUUAAAAAGUCUGAUUCUAAAGUAGUUAAAAUACAAUCGCCGUCACAACAAAAAUGUGUUACAUGUGAAAAGAUUGCAACAGGAGUGUUUUGCAAUGAAACUUGUUUAGAUAAGCAUAUUCGAGACAGUGUUACUGCUAUAAAAGCUUGCAGUACAUUAGAAUCACCAGAUAUUAUUUUACUGGAUAAGAAAAACAGCAGACUUAUAACAGGUGAUAAAGCUCCUAAGUUGUAUAAUUUAAAACAAUGGAUGGUCAGAAAUCCAGCUUACCAAAUUUUAAAACCAGGUGGGCCUAAAAAAGGAAAAAGACUAUCUCCCCCAAUAAUGUUAAAUCCUCAAAAAUUAGCACAAGAUAUGUUAAAGUUAAUAAAACAAGAAAAUAUUAAUUUCCCUAAAAAACUGUCUCUAAGUCCAAGUAAGAUUAAGACAAAAGAAGUAAAAAAAGAACCAUCAGAUAUUCAAGACUUAUUACAACCUGAUAAGAUGAAAUUAGUAUUUGUGAAAAAAGAAUCUCAGAAAUCUUCAUUGCCCCAAAAAGAAUCCAAAGUGGCACCGAUUACGCCAAAGGAAACACCUAAACCUGUGCAAUCGUCUUUAUCAUUUAAACCGUCUACUUCAAUGCCUCCAAAAACACUGACUGUACAAAAAGUUGUCAAGAAAAAACCAGAACCCAUUAAAGAAAUGGCUAUGGACAAAAGAGAUGAAGCACAACUACGUUCUAAUGUAAAGAAAUCAUUACUAGAAUCAUUAAGCAGCAGAAUGUCUCAAGAGCCUAACCAUAAAGGAGUAGAAGAAAAUUUAAAUGAGUUAAUAACAAAAAUUGAAGAGGAACUGUAUAAUCAGUUUGGAAAAGUUGAUCAAAAAUAUAAAACCAAGUAUAGAAGUUUGGUGUUUAAUAUAAAAGAUCCCAAAAAUUUACAUUUUUUCAAAAAAAUUAUAUUCAAGUGGGUUACUCCUUCUCAGCUGGUACGCAUGACAGCUGAUGAAAUGGCUUCCCAAGAAUUAGCGGAAUGGAGAGAGCGAGAAAAUAAACAUCAAAUUGAGAUGAUUAGGAAAACAGAAUUAGAUAUGAUGAAUCAAUCAAAAGCUUUGCUCAUGAAAACUCACAAAGGGGAAGAAAUAAUCGAAACUAAAGAUAAAACAUGUGAAACUAUCGUUUCUGAACUCAAUCCAGACAUUAAAAUUGAAGAGAAAAAACCACAAAUAAUAUUGAAGCUACCUAAAGAAGAUAAAAAAGAAAAGAAAAAGAGCAAAUACAAAGAAAGAAGCCGUAGCAGAGAUCGUGAUCGUAGGCAUCAUAAAUCUAGCAGAAGUCGACACAAAUCACACAAAGAAAAAAGACGUAAGAGUAGAGAUCGAAGUAGGAGUUGGGAUAAAAAAUUUGACAAGAAUAAGGAAGCUGACAACAAACCUACACAAAUUCCUAUAGAAGUUGAAAUUCGAAAAGACGAAGACAUAAGUGACAGGGAACCUAGUUCAACCGUAGUAAUUGCUACUCCUCCACGGAUAGAAGAAGAAGCAAGUCCGAUUUGGAAAGGAACUAUUAAUUUUACAGAUGUAGCCAGGUGCAUUGUGACUAUGACGAGAUUGUCUGGUAAUGUGACAGGAUUAGAAUCAGAACUUAUUCUAAGCGUAUUACAAUGUGUUGGUCGAAUUAAACAGCAGACUGUCUGGGAUUACAUGAGCAAAUUAAAAAAAACUGGAACAAAAGACAUUGUUGUUACUAAAUUAUCAGCUGGUGGAAUAGAGCAGCAAAUGUCGUAUCUAAGUCUCUAUCAGUAUUUAAGUGCAAACAAUCGUAUAGCUGUUAUUGACAGUAAACCUUUCCCAGAUAUUAAAGAUUUUUAUAUCUAUCCACUUGGUAGUCACAGUUCAAUACCACAAGUGCUAUUACCACUAGAUGGCCCAGGUUUAGAGGAUAACAGAACACAUUUAUUAUUAGGAAUAGUUGUGCGAAAUUCUAAAAGACCAUGGCCUCAAGUGUGGAAACCACCUAAAGAUAACUAUGAAUUACCAAUUGUUAGCGAAAGUUCAGCUCUUCCUCAUUUAAAACCAUCUUUACCUUUAUCACAAGACAGUUAUUCGCCUAAAGAGAGUUAUACGCCUCCACGAUCUCCGACCAAUAAAAUUCUUAGUUUACCAACACCCGUCUUACCGGCUAGCAGUGUGUUGACAGACGAUGAUUUGCCUUAUGUACCUGGAGAAGAAGAACCAUAUUCUCCUAUUGAUGAAGACCUACCUAUUAUGUCCAAUGAAAUAAGUGAUACAUCGUCUGCAUCAAAUAUUCAUCAACAAAUGGAAGAAAUAACACGGAAAAUUGAAAAAGAAAAGUUGAUGAUUCAAUUAAUGACUUCUGGGACUCAAAAUGCAGUUACUAAUAUUGAUGUUUUGGAUCCUGAUGAAGAAGUUUACAGUCCAACAAGUGAGUUGGCACCUCUGACCACUGACAUUCAACUACCUAGCAACAUAAAAGAUAUCCUUUCUUCUUUUAACACAAAAGAAUCGCAGCCAGUAGACGCUGUGGAACCAUCUAAAGCUACAACAGACAAUGAAAAAAAGUGUAGAGACCCUCGCCAACGAAAUCCUUCUGUAACUUCAACUGAACCGCCACCGCCUGGUCUUGAAGACGAAUUCCCUGUUGCGUGUAAUCCAAAUACAAGCUUACCUCCACCUAAUUACAAUACACAAUACAUGGCCAUGAAUUAUGUCGCACCGAUGCCUUAUUCUUAUCCUCCACCUGGGUAUACGUACCCAAACCAGUAUGGACCUCAACAACCUCCACCUCCACCCGUGGGACCAGAUCAAAGCAAUUACAAUUACAAUCAACCUGGUUUCACAUAUAAUGCAAUGUAUCAACACCCUCCACCUCCACCCCCGUAUCCGCCAAGUAAAAACAAAAAAGGAUCUGGUUAUUGGGCGAGUAGUUCAAAAGAUGAACCUAAAAAGAAAAAAUUCAAAAAAUCUGGUGACCGUAGGGAUAGUAAAGGUUCUUGGAGACAUAUGUAAUUGUAUUCUUACUAAUUUUAAACUUUUAAAUUAUUAUAUAUAUAUAUAUAUAAUUUUUUUAUCGUUUUACUUGCAUUACACCUUGAUUUGUAUGUGUAAUAUAUAUCUAUAUAUUUUUUAAUUAAUGUAUAUUACGUUAUUUCCUAAGUCUAAAUUGAUGUA